AAUGUAGGAUGUUUUUACACGAUACACGACACAAUACACGAGCGGCUUAAAAACCACCGUCAACAGCUAUGCGCCCAUCAAAAGGCGGCAAAUUCAAAAGCGACGGACAGAUGAUCGUAGACGCUCAUAAUAAAUAGUUGCAAUGUGAACUUAUUGGCAUGAUCGUUCAAGAACACUAAGGUUUAACAAACCAAAAUAAAAGCUUGCUUGGUGCAUCCAUUGAACGACACGGACUGAACAGUUUCACGUUAGUAGCUUCCACGGACAGUAUGGCUUCCGGCGAUGUUAAAGCACAGAAACCUUGUGAUUUCGGAAAAUUUCAAUUCAAACGUAUUCUCAACGAUAACCCACAAUCGAAGAUCAGCUUUGUUGAAGGCAAGUUUGAAGGGAAUGAGGAUGCGGCUGUGGUGAUUUUGGAGAAGACACCGUUUUCCGAAGAGAUGUGCACCAAAAUCCUUAAGACACAGGAAGGUCCUGAGAAGGACGCAAUCCCUGAAGAGAUUUUUCGGAAUGACAUUUACUCUGGGUACCUGUUACGACCAGAGAGAUCUCUCAAUGAAAUUAAGGUUACCGUGAUAUACCCGGCAACAGAGAAGCAUAUUGAAAAGUACAGCCGGCAAGAGUUGUUGUUGGUGACAGAGACUGCCCAACUUUACAAGGAGCGCGUGGAGCCCUACCUCAAAGAUAAUUGUUUUUCGGUGCAGUGGGUUUACAACAUUCUUGAGCAUAAAGCUGAACAAGAGAGUGUCUUGUACGAGGAUUUCUCUGAACAGGUUGGUUUUAUGUUGAUUAGAGAUAUGAAGUGGGAUAUGAAGCAAAACGAAGAUUUGCACUGUCUCAUAAUGGUUCAUGACAGGAAGCUGCGGUCUCUCAGAGAUCUCCGUGCCCGGCAUUUGCCAAUGCUGAGAAACAUACGUAGUAAAGUGUUUAUCUACACGAAAGAAAAGUUUGACAUGGGUGAAGACAAGCUAAUGCUAUACUUUCACUACCAGCCUUCGUACUAUCACAUGCACAUACACGUCGUGGCCAUAACGGUUGAGAAUCCACCUGGUGGGGGCUGUCACCGAGGACACCUUCUAGAUGUGGUCAUUUCGAAUCUGGAAAUCUGCGACAAUUACUAUGAAAGAGCCACUCUUUGCUACACCCUUAAGAAGAACAGCCCUCUGGCAAAAAUUAUUUUCAAACAGCCAGAGGGUGACAUUGACAAUAAGAAAGAAAUCAAUGACGCCAACACAUUGUGAUGGUAUUCCAACAAAUCUAGUUAGCGGGGAUAGAAAGAACCGCUAGUCAAACAUUGGAAAUUUUUUCUUUGUUUUGAAACAGCGCGUAGUUUGUACAUACUUCUGUAAACAUAAAGAUAUCUCAAUUUUGGAAAAAAUUGUACGUGAUGAAAACGUAUGUGUUAUGACUCACAGAAUUAAAAAGUGUAUUGAUUUUCAUUGGGUCUAA
Molecule: messenger RNA, 1449 nt
Organism: Varroa destructor (honeybee mite)
Lineage: Eukaryota; Metazoa; Arthropoda; Arachnida; Mesostigmata; Varroidae
Gene: Dcps
Product: Decapping enzyme, scavenger
Biological process (GO): deadenylation-dependent decapping of nuclear-transcribed mRNA
Cellular component (GO): P-body; nucleus
Molecular function (GO): hydrolase activity; RNA 7-methylguanosine cap binding
Source: RefSeq, a predicted model, not a curated record